AUGAGCAAGAAGUUCAAGUCACAGGCCUCCGCUUCGAGCGCUCGUGCUGCUUCUGCUGCGUUUGGAUCGUCCUCAUCCUCCGCCUUUGGUUUCCGCACCCCGUCCCCGGGAUUCCAGACUGCGCCCUCUUCCCUAUCCUACAUCGCUGAACAACCAAAUCUCAGCAUUGUUUCGAAUCCGAACCUGGUUGUCUCCCUCCGAAACCUCAGCAAGAAAGAUAGUACUACCAAAGCUAAAGCACUCGAGGAGCUACAGGACUAUGUGAACUCGUUGACCUCGGGCGAUUCCAUUGAUUCUGGCCUGCUGGACGCAUGGGUCAGCCUAUACCCUCGGACCUCGAUCGACAAUGCACGCAGAGUCCGCCAACUCGCGCAUGCCCUGCAGGGCUCUCUCACUACUCUCGCCGGCAAACGAAUGGCUCCUCGUCUACCAAAGGUGAUCGGAGCAUGGCUUUCUGGCUGCUACGAUAAUGACAAGUUGGUGGCCCGAACCUCGCAAGAGUCAGUUGCGACUGCAUUUGCCACAGAGGACAAGAGACGGGCGCUGUGGAAGGUCUACCGGGGUACCCUCCUUGACUACGCCCAUGAUGCCAUCUUGGUCCAGACAUCUCAAACAUUGAGCGAUGAACGGUCGACCACGCCGGAUGAUUCAGAGGCCAAAUUUGUUCGAGUAGUUGCGAAUGCCAUGCAAAUGCUCAGCCAAAUUAUCAAGAUCAAUUUCGCCCAAGUGACAGGUACCAGCAAACCUGACGUUCCGGAGAGCCUCGGAAGGAUUGUGGCAGAUAAAAAGCUUUGGGAAUACUCGUCUCAUGAGGAUCCUGUUCUGCGAAGCGCUGUUUGCAACCUAGCCUGCGUGUGCGCAGAUGUGAUCCCUGGGGAGCUUGAUUGGAAAAUCAUAAGCGCUUGCUUCAUUGGCAAAGCUUUGCAUAGCAGUCAGCUGGGCUCGUCCCGCCAACUGUUAGAAGCUCUUCUCGCCCUCACUUCAGUCCGGUCGGGGAUAUGGACCGCGGAUUAUUCUUCGAAAACAACGGCCUCCAAAAGGCUGUUCCAGUACCUGCGGAAAGGCUCACAGCGAGGCCCGGCGGAUUUCUGGUCUAACGUCGCGAUGCUUCUUAAAAAGAUCCCACUCGAAGUCUGGAGCACCAUCGAUGGGAAAGGUCGCUUAGACGAUGUCACAACAUUACUCGAGUCCUUACGGUUGGGCAUAGCCAGCCCUGAAGAACCACGCCAGAAUCUUGAAGCUGCCUGGUCUGCCUAUGUCGAGGUAUCUUUCUGGGCAUUCCACCUAUUGGAAGAUGACCAGUCUAAAGCAGCACUGUUGGAAGCGAACAUCCUGCCAUUGGUCAAUCAAUAUAUUGUUCACGAUCCUAAGCAAACUGUUUGGGACAUUCCGAGUUCACACAGUGCCAAGAUUUCCGCGUCAGCACUCAUUAAUCUCAUUCACUGCAAUUUCUCGUCGUUCGAGAACGUAUGGGUCCGAUACUGUGAGCAACUCAGUGCUCGCAUGAAGCUAUCCCUGCCAGAAAGCUCGAAAGAUUUUGCAAAAUCGCAGGACGACGUGAUCGCGCACGCUCAACGGCUAUUCCGCCUCAAGCCACUUAUCAUUCAGGCCGAAUCUCAGCGUGCAGCGAACGUCUUUCAAGAGACAGAUGGUUCCCUGUUGAAUGCCGCCUUACAAGUCCUGAAAACGCGAAGGGGCAAGCCAUAUAGUGCAGCUGCUGUUCUCGAGGCAGUCACUUCCCCCAUGGAGACAAUAGCUUCCAAUUCGUUGGAAGAAUUCCUAGAAUCAGAUGCCGUCGACCUGCUCGCUAGCCCGUCUGCAGAAUACUUAACUUCCGUCCUGCUACAUUUCCAUCGAAAUCUGGGACAGGCUCUCGCAAAGUUGAUGGGCUCAGAUCAUAAUGUCAGCGCCAAUGCACUUGCACGACUUUUAGGUCAAAUUUCCGAAGAGGAUCUCUUGCAGAAUCCUGAAAUCGAGCCUUUCAUUAUCCACCAGAUCUCCUCACAACUAGAAAACGGAUUUGCCCAAGAAAUUGUGAAGAGUGUCUUGAAAAAUUCUAAACUGGCUCGGUCCAAUUUACACAAGAAUUGUUGCCAAAAGAUUCUCGUUCAGUUAUCUCCAGGCGCCGAUACACCAUCGCAGCUCGCAGUUCUUCGCUUCCUGCUUAGUUCAACUUCUUCCCUUAUCUUUGGCGACAUAGGAAGCACGAUUCUCGCGAAGCUCCUCGUUCUCUCCGAUUCUGACAGUGCAGAAACAGCCGAGCUUGCAACCUCACUCAUAGCAAAAAUUAAAACGUUACCUGCAGGGGAGUCAUCCACAAUAGCUUCUUCUGCUGCUGUCAUUGCCGAUCAGCUCUCUGGAAACGGCGUUCCUCUUUCUAUCUUCGUGCUCAUUGAUCUCGCGAAAGACACCCUCAAAACUUCGCAGUCACACGAAUCUGACUUGAUUGCCGCUCUCGUUCCCUCUGUUACUCAGUGGAAAGCCGCUCUCGAAGCUCAUAUGAACACUAUGCCACACCUUUCACUCUCAAUCACGAAUCCUCUCCACGGACUUAUCUUCAUGAUUAAGCCUGUAGAUUCUGUGACGACCACGAAGCAGCUCAAAGACCCUGACGAAUUCUCCUUGCUAUUUCGACUUGUUCUCUACAUGACAAAAAUCCUACUUGAUACUGACAUAAUGAUUUGUCAAUCAGAAUACCAAUUGCAAACGCUGUACAGCUAUUAUCCCCUUGCUCUACAAUUCGUCAAUCAGAAGUUGACUCUGGAGGCUGCAAAUGAUCUUUGGGAGAACACCAGCGAUGAGGUCACGGAAGAAGCUGCUGAAUCACUCGCGCAAGGAAACUCUUUGGUUCAGAGGUGGGCUCAAGAUGAUAAAAUGCUCAAAAUUUGGAUCGAAAAGAUUCGCUCACUAAAAAAUUCAAACCCAACGGCAUUCUAUUACGGCCUGACAUUUACCGACGUUACGUCACGUUUCAUCGACCAACACGGGCCUACAAUAAUCACGUCCACCUUCGGGGAGGAAAUGAAGGAUUUACACCGAGUUCAAGAGGUCGCGCUAUCUGCAAGUCUGGUUUGUACUUGUCGGGACUACCUCAUCAACUCACCUCAAGGCCGCAAAUUACUCAACGAGCUGAUUGCCACCGGAACCGAUUUAAUGAUUCCUUGCACAUCCGAAAAGGGCCUACAGGCACUGGUUCUCCUAGACCUUCUCCUAAACGGACGAUCCGAACCGUUGGAGAGCAUCCCUAGUCAACGGCAGAUCUUCCUGAUGCAAACUCUUGUGCGUGUCGCUGGUGAUGCCGUCGCUGGCCUAGCUUAUCAAACAAUGGCCAUGAAACUUCUUGAACCCAUCGUUACAGCUACCAAAGACAUCUAUGGGGACCAUUGGGAACGCAGCCUGCAAAAUUUGCUCGCCAUUUUGCAGAAUGGCAAUGACUUGAACAGCGAUCUUCCUCUCGUGCAUGCAUCACUUCGAGUAUACGGACGUCUGAGAGACCUUGCCACCGCUGAAGAUGCAAAUGAGGACUUAGUCGAUGCCUGGAAAGCCUCACAGCCAUCUUUGGAAGGGAGUUUGCUGCACUGUCUCAACAGCUUCAAUGACUCCAGCAAAGAGAUUGACCAACCCCGCCGGAUUACUGCUGAAUUGCUUCGAAGACAGCUCUCGCACAUCAACGUGCCGCCUGAUGCGGAUCUUUACUCUUUGUUAUCGUCGCGGGAAGAUCCUGUCCGAACCGCUGCCUACGAUCUUCUGCACCGAUCGAUUCCCUCCAAGCAGGAGCAGAUCUCGCUAGAUGUUGCCCUCGAGUCAAAGGCUGCUCAUCUCCCAUCGGAGCUCUUGAAUAUGGUGUUGGACGCACCACAGGCCUCCGGUCCAGGGUCUGCGUCCUCUCGGCAGAGUUACUUGCUUUCCUGGCAUUUGGUCUUUGAUCACUUUUCAAUGGCGUCGUACAAGCUGCGGGAGUUCUAUGCUACGGACAUCAAAGAAAAAGGUAUACUCGGAGACCUCCUUGACUUCGUCUGCGACAUUUGCCGGAUCUCGAGUAAUCGGGCAAUUGACGCAUCGAAGAUCAACAUCAAAUCCUUUGAACGAGGCACUGACGAGACAGAUGAGCAAGAGGAGCAGCACCUCGCUAUGCACCUUUAUUAUUGCUGCUUACUGUUUCUCCCCGGACUCACUCGAAGUUGGUUCAUUGAACAAAAGAACCGUGUCAAGUCGCCAUUGGAGAGCUGGACUCAGAAAUAUUUCGCACCAGCCUUGAUAUCAGCUGCUGCUGCAACAGUCAGCGAAUGGAUACAAAGCCAAUCGCAAGAGGAGAAUGACGCACCUCUGACAGUGAAAACGUCGCUAAGCGGCUCUGAACUGGUGGCGUCGAUAGCCGUAGAUCCCGAGUCGCCCUCAAUAUCUUUAGCGAUAUCGUUGCCGAAAACCUAUCCUCUAGAUUCUCCGACGGUGUCAUCCCGCACUCGAGUGGGCGUCUCGGACAAGAACUGGCAAUCGUGGCUGCGGACCUUUCAAAUCAUCAUAUUCAGCACUGGCAGCAUUAUCGAGGGCCUCGUCGCAUUUCGGCGCAACGUACAAGGCGCUCUGCAAGGCCAAAGUGAGUGUGCCAUCUGUUACUCUAUCAUCGGGACAGACAUGCAAACCCCCAACAAACGAUGUGGGACCUGUCGCAACACCUUCCAUGGGACUUGCCUCUUCCGAUGGUUUAAGAGCUCCAAUAGCUCGAGCUGUCCCUUGUGCCGAAACAACUUCAACUACGCCUAA
Molecule: messenger RNA, 4764 nt
Organism: Cladophialophora psammophila CBS 110553
Lineage: Eukaryota; Fungi; Ascomycota; Eurotiomycetes; Chaetothyriales; Herpotrichiellaceae
Exons: 2
Coding region: 1-4764 (1587 amino acids)
Biological process (GO): ribosome-associated ubiquitin-dependent protein catabolic process; rescue of stalled cytosolic ribosome
Cellular component (GO): cytosol; RQC complex
Molecular function (GO): ribosomal large subunit binding; zinc ion binding; ubiquitin protein ligase activity
Source: RefSeq, a predicted model, not a curated record